Messenger RNA from Perkinsus marinus ATCC 50983, 2253 nucleotides. RefSeq lists its product as hypothetical. Bases 1 to 2253 code for a protein of 750 amino acids. The transcript is spliced from 4 exons. Lineage: Eukaryota; Perkinsozoa; Perkinsida; Perkinsidae. The record is from RefSeq and is a predicted model, not a curated record.
AUGACGGAGCCUCCCGUCGUGUAUGCUGAUGACUGUGAGCUGCCGGCCUUCCGUCACGGUCCUGGCCUUAUCAAUGUCAAGUCUUGGGCUGCAGCCCCUCGGCACCGGCAGGUCUACGCGGUGGAUAGUAGUGGGGGUUUCUUCUGUGUGGAUCCCUCCAGGUUGGCCAAGGCUUUACAGCCCGGGCCUUCUGAUGAUGAUUUCCUCGAGCUCGACUCUCGAGUGCCAGCGGAGAUCCGUCUGCUGGAGGGAGGGCAUGUAGUGGCUUUGGCUGUCAACCCUCGGCAAACACGGUUAGCCGUAGCAGCGGACGGUGGGAGUCUCUCUAUCUUCAACCUCCCUCUCGUGGCGGGUGCAAAGCCGUCACCUGUGGACUUGAAGAUAGGCUCUGAAUUAGCCAGUAUGGCAUGGGUCGAUGAGGAUACUCUGUUGGUGGCGGCUUAUCAGACUGUAUUAUGCUGUAGGAUUGUAGGAGGGAAAGUCUCUGUAGUGGGUAAGGUGACUGAUCUUUUAUCGGCCACUGCUGCUUGUCCUAUUGGUCCUACUACUGUGGCUAUAGCUGACACUUUAGGGGAGCCUGAGAGGGUUCGUCUAUGGGAUACUAGGACCGAUUCGGUCUCGUCUGCGGUGAUCGAGGGGCUCAGUGAGGUCUUCAGUGGUGAUGAGAUGCUCUCCGACUCUCCUCCAUGGGUGGUUCAUUGCGUUUGUAGUCUCCGUGGAAGGCAGUUCGCAGCAGUAAUUGGUCCCGCUGCUGGUGCCCAAGGGAUAGGCUAUAGUGCAGUUGCUAUUGUGGAAGCUCAGGAUGAUGCGCGGCGCUUGGUGACAAAGACAGUGGUCAUGGACCCGUACUUUGUUGAGUCUGAAUGUGUCCCAGACCGACCGGCUGGGUGGACCUACUUCUUACCAUCUAGAGGUCUCCUUUUCUGUGGGCAUGCGUGCUCUGGUCAAGUAGCUGUACUCGAGGAGCCCCACGAUGGAGAGGACGAGUGGGCCUGUUGGGUAGGCCCUGAGGGGCGGCAGCUAGGAUGUGCCGUACAAGCUGAGACCAACCUCUGUCUAGGAGGCCCCCCAAUAGUUGUGGAAAUGGACAGGCCUGUAUCCCUUCCGGUGACGGAAGGGGCUGUGGACCACGUGGAGGUGUACCGUAUGGUCCUCUUACCGCAUUCGGACGGUGAGACUAGUAGUGUGCACUACAUGGAGGACAGACCCGGAGUGGGCAUACCAAAACUGGACGCCGAAGACCACGGCGAGGCUUCACUGCAUCUGGAGUUCGGCAAAGUCGAUGCAGAGGCUGGAUCAGAACCGACUCGGGACGGGGCAACUGGCGUUAAGGCUGAGACUACAGCAAACCACGACUCGGCCGCCGCGGCCAGUCCUGAGAAGGAGACGCGUUCGCCUUUUGGAGUGUUUGGUGAUGGUGGUAAGACCACCACUGGUUUUGGUGCCUUCUCUUCCCCGUCACCCUUUGGGGCCGGGUUUGGAUCCUCGAGUAGUGGAGGCUUCGGUGCUUUCGGCACACCUGCUUCCCCUAGUCCGUUCGGGACUGGCUCGGCCGUUGAAGGAGCUUCGACGUUCGGAGGGGCGCUCACGCCCAAUGCAGUACAGUCGGGUUCGUCUACAGGAUUUGGCGCAUUCAGCACUCCGGUUAAAACUACGGGUCCAUUCAGUGCUAAGGGCAGUGCUGAUAAAGCCGGCACGGGGAGCAUCUUCAAGGACAUCGCGAAGGCACCAGAUGUGAAUAUAUCGGACAGUAGUAGUGGGAAGGAGGAAGAGCAUGACAGGAAGAAGGGGAAGUCACCGCAGCGGACGCUGAGUGGAAGUGUAUCACCACGCAGGAAAAGUAGUGGCGGUGGCCUCAAGUUGGGCCUGUCCCCUAGGAAGGCCGAGAAGGCAGCGUCGAGCCAAGAGAAGGUCGAUCGUAGUGACGAUGAAGAUACCCAAGACGACUUUGCCGCGGAUUUGGCAGAGGCGUUAGGCGAUUUUAGUCUGGGGAAAGCUGAUGUUGGGGAUGCCAGAGGGGAGGAGAAGAUAGUGGAAAUUGCUACUAAGACAGGCGUUGUUGAAGAAGCGAAGGAUGAUGCAAUAACGACAGAGGAGGCUGGCCAACAUGAAGAUGCCUCAACACCCAAGCUUAGCAGUCCUACUCACAAAACAGAAGAGGAUACGCAUGAGGAUACUGAUGGUAGUAGUGGGGCGUGGGGUGCGGCGGUAUUUUUUGAGGAAGAGGAGAAGGCGGCGAUCAUACUGAUUUGA